CUGAACUUUGCAAUACCAUGGAAAUUUCGUUGCACUACAAAAGAGUUAGAGAGUCAGACGUACAAGAACAGGUGAAUUUUAAAAGACUGAGCCAUCCCUGACAAGACAAACAUAACUUUUCCUCGUUUCGCAAUAACAGGCAGAAUCAGUGUAAACUCCGUUCACUCCCGACACCAUUUUGCAUUCGCUUCACCUGCGGUUCAAGAGAAACGCUCAAGCUGACUUAUCAGAGAACCUUAGAAAUCAACGAACCAUGAUGGUGAUACCAAACUCAUUCAUCUCUCUGUAUUCAGUCUUGAUUAUCUUAGGAAAAGGAUUGUCAGAACAGGCUUUCAAUGUUAGCGUGAACGAAUCCAAGCCCAUUAUCAGUGAUGAAUUAGAAGAAGAUGACGACGAAGCACGACUUGUGAGAGAUCUAUUCGACGGAUACAACAAGAAUGUGCGUCCAACAGAAGAUAAGGAGUUGCCUAUUGAAGUAAAAUUUGGUAUUGCAUACACACAGAUUGUUGACUUGAUUGAGAAAGAUCAAGUGCUUGUAAGCAACAUCUGGGUCAGAAUGGCAUGGAACAAUCAUCUUUUAAAAUGGAACGCUUCUGAUUACGGAGGAAUAAAAACAAUUAACCUUAGUCCACAUCUGGUCUGGCUUCCCGACAUUGUCCUUCACAACAACGCGGAGGAAUUGCUUCCAAGUGGAACUCUAUACCUCUUUAAAACCAAAGUGAUCUUGACUUCAGAGGGAUCAUGUACGUGGUACGCCCCAACAAUACUGCGCAGCGGUUGUAACAUCGACAUCACUUACUUCCCGUUUGACGACCAGAUUUGUGAGCUUAAAUUCGGUUCCUGGACAUAUCAUGGACUUGAAGUGAACAUCGUGCAAAUGCGAGACGCAGCAGAUCUCAAUUUCUACAUGAAGAGUUCCGAGUUUGAGCUCAUCUCUGCCAAGGCUAAGAGAAACGUAGCCAAGUACAGCUGCUGUCCGGAGCCUUAUCCAGAUGUGACAUUCUUCCUUCAUCUUCGUCGUAAACCUGGAUUUUUCCUCUACAAUAUCAUCAUUCCCUGCUUGGUGAUAACCUCCCUAGCUGUACUGACAUUUGUCCUGCCACCAGAGAUCGGUGAGCGAGUGACUUUGGUAAUUGAGUCAUUCCUAGCUCUGUCAUUCGUCGUUCUUAUGGUUUCUGACAACGUUCCUGUUACCUCCGACAACGCUCCUCUCAUCACAAAGUUUUUGAUUAUUUCCAUGUGCCAAAUAGGGGGCGCACUAAUUGCAAACUGUAUUUCACUAAACCUCUACAGAAAGUACCGGAUGCCCCAAUGGUUGAGAGUGGUGUUUCUCCACUACUUAGCCCGAUGCUUGUGUAUUAAAUCGGGCCAACCGAAGGACAACAUUGGACGACGUUCGCAUCGUGCGCAAGGUCGACCAACAGAGGUGACAAUUCUCGAGGCUAGAAAACUCUCGGGAACAAAACCCCUGGGAUCACCAGGUGGGCACUCGUUACAGUCACCGACUCAUAAUCCCACGGCUCUCUUUCGAUCAACUCAAGAUCUUCAUUCAAAGAUUACAGAUGGACUCGCGGAGCUGGCACAGUCUGAAAUCCACCACGAAGAACAUCGCGCAAACCGUCAAUUCUGGAUUUUUGUGUCACGAGUUGUGGACCGCGUUUUCUUGCUAUUAUUUUCCCUUGCGUUUGUCUGUUCUUCGUGUGCAAUAUUUGCUCAAGUGCCAGAUCACUAUAAUUUACUCUUGUAGGAUUGUAGCAAACCGCGAUUGUGGUUUCCAGUGAGAGGACUAAGCAAGAAGCGUAGAUUAUGAGGUUAGAACUGAUUCAUCGAUCUUUAAUUUCUGUGAAAUUGACAGUUCCUCUGAACGAGAAACAAUGCACUGUAUCAUCGAUUUAUGACUAACGAGAUCAGUUCUCGUCUUUUAAUGAGAAAAUUAAUAUGAAUCUUGGAAAUUGGCCUCGGAGUAAUAAAACAAUAGGAGAAAUAUGUAAUCUUGCACGAUUAGGUGCGUUCUGACUUAGGAGAAACUAAGAUUCUUUGAUUGUCGCGUUUAAGAAAACAUUUUAAGCUCGCUGUGUUCUAUUCCGAAAACAUCAUGAAUAAUAAAUUCUUGCAAUCGAAAAAUAGAGGAAUAAUGUUAUUUUGAAACCACUUACUGAACACAUGCUUUUUUGCGUUGCUUGACCAGUGCCGCUUCAUCUUGUGAUACAGUAAAUUGCAUUAACCACUGAUACAUCAAUCGCCAAGAUAGGAUUUGUAUGAAAUGAAUCUUUCAUAGACACAAGAUUAUUUAAGGUGGUCAGAAAAAAUUUUACUAGUUUAUCAGCUCCCACGUUCUUGAAUCUCGAAAUUUUUUGCUCUUCAAAUCUUUUACUGAGUGUUGCAGGAUUAUCUACACUGUUCGUCAAAAACAACCGUCUAUAUGAGUGGAUUAGAUAAUUUUUUUAAUCAUACCUAAAAAAAAGGGAAAUAAAAGAAAAUCAAUCUCCAGGAGUAUUUAAUUUUUUUUAUUAUUUUUUAUUAAAAUAAAUUUCAGAUUCACAAGGAAACUUUCUACUUUUGCAUCACCUUCAUCAUCAUUUCAGUGUGGUGGUUAUUGAAUUUAUGUCUGCUAGAAAUAGACGAAGAUUUAAAUGAAAACAUCUUGCCCCAUCCAUAGGUUAGUGGUGCGGAAAUUUCUAAACAGUUUCUUAAUUCUGUUAUCGAAACAUUAAAUCUGCCAAUUGCCUUCUAGAAAAAGUCAACACCAUAAAAUUUUAAACCCGACCUUGGGACAAUAUUUAUCUACCGCUGGGUAAACAUUUAUACCACAUUUUAUAUUCUGAGAUUUUUAUAGACCGCUUAUACAAUAACGAAAUUAUGGACUUUCAGGUACUUUUUGUGCUACUGUACAUUUAUUAUCGUGCUAAAAAAAAAGAAACUCAGAACAGUACAGUUAAAACUAAAAUAUUCCUGUGAGAUCUAGACACCCUCCAGCUCAAUUACUUCCAAGUGUUUCAAUUAUUGAUAUCAUGGAGUAAGUUUAAAAACUGUUGUUUGAAACGAAAGCUAUUUUUCACAGAUUGUUUUGUCAUAUCAUUUGUUUCGUUUCAGUUCUGCUAUUUCUUUCAUUGCGAUUUCUCUACUCUCAAAUCAGUGACAGCAAAUGCCGGGAAAGUUGACCCAUAAAUAAUGAAAUGAACACCACCAACGCAGCAAAAAAAAAUUUGCCAGAAUGAUCAAUAUCCGCAAGUACUCGACUAAAGUAGUCAACAAACACUUUGAACUGACGAACUCGUGUAGCUUAACGAAUAAGCGCUAAUGCGAACCAAUGACACUACCACAGAUACUAAGAAUAAAUAUGAGUUACUAUGGAUAAAGUUCUACGGCGAAACAGGUUUCGAAGGCGGACUUUCGAGUUAUAUUUCUUAUCAAUUUGGUUAUGAUCAAAGUCGUAAGGCAUUUUAAAACAGAUUGUUAUGAGACGUUUGGUUUUGUUUGUUGUUGACUAUAACAUCAUUAAUUCAUACGUUCAAAAAAAUAAUUUGAAUUCUCCUUGGGUUUUCUGGGUCUCAGAGGAAUCUUGUACCAUCUCUGGCAAUCAAGAUUUGCGUAAAAACUUAAGACUUAUCACGGUGAUAACGCUUAAGUACAUAAGUCUGUUCUUAGCAACGGAUUUUGCUUCUUUUCUUCUAAAUAAAACCAAACUGUGUAGGUUUAAAAUCGAUUUUUCUUUUGAUUGAAACGUCGUAAAUCCAAACGAUAGCAAAUGGAAAAAGAAAUAGGGCGAACAUGAGAAACGCGAAGGGAAUAGUUUACUGGUCGAACUUUCCACCGUGAGGUUUUUCUUUUAUCAUUUUUACUCGUUCUUGUAACAAAACGUCCUUUGACUCGUCAUUGGGAGUUUGGAGGCAACUUCAACGAAUACCUUAAAUUAUUUACUUAGAAAGUAGAACUUUCCUUAGUAAUUUAAGACACUGGACCGAGGAUUUGUGCUUGUAUCAUGAAUUGAAUAAGAGACAACCACAAAAAGAACUGGACCUACCGUUUAAAGUGACUGGGUAAUCGCAAC
Molecule: messenger RNA, 4051 nt
Organism: Stylophora pistillata
Lineage: Eukaryota; Metazoa; Cnidaria; Anthozoa; Scleractinia; Pocilloporidae
Product: neuronal acetylcholine receptor subunit alpha-10
Biological process (GO): monoatomic ion transmembrane transport
Cellular component (GO): postsynaptic membrane
Molecular function (GO): acetylcholine-gated monoatomic cation-selective channel activity; transmembrane signaling receptor activity
Source: RefSeq, a predicted model, not a curated record